Molecule: messenger RNA, 504 nt
Organism: Phragmites australis (common reed)
Lineage: Eukaryota; Viridiplantae; Streptophyta; Magnoliopsida; Poales; Poaceae
Product: mitochondrial import inner membrane translocase subunit TIM17-3-like
Exons: 1
Coding region: 1-504 (167 amino acids)
Biological process (GO): protein import into mitochondrial matrix
Cellular component (GO): mitochondrial inner membrane; TIM23 mitochondrial import inner membrane translocase complex
Molecular function (GO): transmembrane protein transporter activity
Source: RefSeq, a predicted model, not a curated record
AUGUAUGGUAAGAUCGAUCGCUUCAUCGACUUCGUGGGCGAUGGCUUUUUGCUUGGCGCAGCGGGCGGUUCCACCUUCCACUUCAUCAGGGGCCUCCGCAGCUCGCCGAACGGCGGCCGCCUCGCCGGCGGUGCCCAGGCCGUCCGCGCGAACGGGCCUCGCGUCGCCGGUUUGUUGGGCGCCUAUUCCGCCGUAUUCUGCUCCUUCGAGACCGCCAUAUCCCUAGCGCGCCGGAGGGAGGACCCCUGGAACUCCAUCGCCGCUGGCGCCGCCUCAACGGGCUUACUCAAUAUGCGCCGGGGCGCCUCCGCCGCUGCGCUCUCCGCGCUCCUCGGCACGACAGUCGUUGUGGUAGCCUUGGGCCUCGAUUGGACCGUUUCAGAGUGGCACAGCCGCCUCAUCUCCCACCGUGAAACCCGGAAGUAUCUCGUAGCCAUCGCCCAGGCCCAUCAACACUCGACGACUCCUGGGGUUUCCGCAUGUGGCUCCAUCGAGUACAAGUGA